This is a messenger RNA of Haliotis rubra (blacklip abalone), 753 nucleotides long. Its product is annotated as carbohydrate sulfotransferase 15-like. Gene Ontology annotation, molecular function: N-acetylgalactosamine 4-sulfate 6-O-sulfotransferase activity. The coding region runs from base 1 to 753 and encodes 250 amino acids. Gene Ontology annotation, biological process: hexose biosynthetic process. The transcript is spliced from 5 exons. The record is from RefSeq and is a predicted model, not a curated record. NCBI's taxonomy places the organism in Eukaryota, Metazoa, Mollusca, Gastropoda, Lepetellida, Haliotidae.
AUGGCGGGAGAAGGGACACCAUGCAACUUCAGCUGCUUUCUACAAAAGUUCUCUACCGCGGCGCAAAAGAUAGAACAGAAAGUUACAGAAUCAGGAUACCACAACAUGAUUACAGGUGACGGAUCUCCAUCAGAUUUUGGCGAUUUCCGAGGUUGGCCCAAAAUACCUCAAAAUGCAGGUUUAGAUAAACCGGUGGUUCUGACACCCCAUCUUAUGAGGCAUGUAUAUACAGAUCCAAAGUUCAUCCUCAUCUUAAGAAAUCCAACUGACAGGUUAUAUUCCGACUACAUGAUGAAAACCGGACUGUCUGCUGAGGAUUUCCAUGAAGCCGUCAGUGACGAUAUUCGGAUCGAAGAGGCCUGCAUGAAGAACCAUACUGUGGAACAAUGUCUGUACAGCCUGGACAUAGCACGUAAAGUUCGGACUCGAAUUUAUUUUGGGUGCUAUUCGGUGUAUAUGCGACAAUGGCUGAAGGUGUUUCCGCGAGACCAAUUCCUGAUCUUGCGAACAGAAGACCACGAUAAUGAUCCAGAAGCACAGCUAAGCACAGUGUACAACUAUUUGAAACUAAAUUAUACUGAAGAGUGGCUGGCCUCCAUCACGCGUGUCCCUCAUCAAAAUGCCAGUAAGAAGAAGAAAAGAAUGGGACCCAUGCUUCAAAAGACCCGUAUCCUACUGGAUGGAUUUUACAGCAGAUAUAAUCAGGACUUGGCAGAUAUAUUGCAGGACAAGAUGUUUCUGUGGUUGACAUAA